Salvia miltiorrhiza (redroot sage) is the source of this 2517-nucleotide messenger RNA. RefSeq lists its product as uncharacterized. The coding region runs from base 1 to 2517 and encodes 838 amino acids. Gene Ontology annotation, molecular function: zinc ion binding; nucleic acid binding. The record is from RefSeq and is a predicted model, not a curated record. The transcript is spliced from 5 exons. NCBI's taxonomy places the organism in Eukaryota, Viridiplantae, Streptophyta, Magnoliopsida, Lamiales, Lamiaceae.
AUGGGUGGAAGUGAUAACUUCUCACUAUUCAUUCAUCAUGGUGGAGAGUUUCGUGAAGUUCAGAGCUUUAAUGCUUAUGCUGGGGGUAAAAAGAUAGGGUUUCAUGACCUUGGUGUAGAUAAGUUUGGUUUUUUUGAUUUGAAGGAUUUAGUGGAGAGUUUGGGUUAUUCUGGAUGGGCUAAGUUAGUCUAUGUCGAGCCUAAAUCAUAUAUAUAUAGGGUAAUCAAAACUGAUAAAGAGGUGAUGGAUAUGUUGGGUUUCCUUACAGAUGUUAAUAAAGUUGUUAGUGUUUUUGUGGAGGGGGGGGGGGGAUUAGGAAGAGUGAUGUUGGGGCAGUUGACGAGGGUGAUGCUGGGGCAGUUGAUCUGGGAGAUGCUGGGGAAGAUGAUCAUGGAGAUGAUGGGGAAGAUGAUGAGGCUGAAGAGGUAUGAUGGAGGAUUAACAACUGACUCAGAGAAAGAGUAUCUUCCCUCUAAUGCUGAAGAAAGUGAUGAUGCAGAUGAUGAUGAUAACAGGGAGGGUUUAGAUGAUGAAGAGUAUGUGGCUGUUAAGAGCACCCGCAUCGCGGGCUCCUCGAGCAUCACUCGAAGGGAAACAGGUCCAGGUCCUAGCUCAUGGGUAGAGGAUUUACUUAAAAAAUGUAAUCCUAUUAAUGAGGAAGAAAACAAGUCGGAUUAUAAGGAAUCUGGUGAUGAGAUUAAUUCAUCUGAGAGUGAUGGUGAAGGCCAGCCUAAGCAAAAAAAAAGUAAGUAUGAUCCAAAGGCAGAUGACAAAGACCUAGACCUUAAGCUAGGCCUUAGAUUUGAAGAUGGAAAGCAAUGUAAGACAGCUUUAACAAGUUGGGCAAUAGCUAAUGGUUGGUUCAUUAGAUUUAGAAGAGUGUCUAAAGACCAAUGUGAGGCUAUCUGCAAGCCACCAUGUCUGUGGAGGGUGUAUGCCUUUGUUGUGUCUAAGGAUAAGGCAUUCAUGAUUAAGUCACUUAAGGGAGAACAUACCUGUAAGAGGGCUACAAAGAACAAGUUACUAAGUUCUAAAUGGAUAGCUAAUAAGUACCUGCCAGUGUUCAGAGUAAAACCUAAUUGGGAUGUUAGUGAAUUGAGGAGAGACAUAGCUGAUAGAUUUGCAGUCAAUGUUAGCAGGGAUAGGUUACAUAAAGCAAGGAAACAUGCAUUAAAUAUUGUCAGAGGGUCGGUUGAAGAGCACUAUGCAUAUCUUAGGAGAUACAUAGCUGAACUGAAAAGAGUAGAUGGAGAGGGCACAUUUGAUGUUGUUGUGGGCAGUGAUGGGGUAUUCAAGGGCAUGUACAUAUGUCAUUCUGCAUUGAUGAAAGGUUUUAAAGAGAGUUGUAGACCAUUGAUAGGCUUAGAUGGAUGUUUUUUAAAGACUUACUUGGGUGGGAUCUUGAUGUGUGCUGUUGGAAAGGAUGGGAACAAUCAGAUGUUCCCAAUAGCAUGGGGAGUGGUCAGUGUUGAGAACGAGGUGAAUUGGAGUUGGUUUGUCAAGCAUCUGGUAGAUGAUCUAGAGAUAGGCAGUGGUGAAAACUACACCUUCAUCAGCGAUCAACAGAAAGGGCUUAUGAAUGCUGUGAGCAAUUAUGCUCCAAGGGCAGAGCAUAGGAAUUGUGCCCGCCACAUCUACAUGAAUUGGACGAAAGAAAAUAAAGGAGCAACACUCAAGACUAUAUUUUGGAAGGCUGUAAGAGCUACAACUGAACAACAAUACAAGAAGGUGUUUGAGGAGAUGAAGGCUGAGAGUGUUGGAGCUUACCAGAGCUUCAUUGAGAGGGACACUUCAAAAUUCUGUAAGGCCUUUCUAUCUCUCAACCCUUGUUCGGACAUGGUAGACAAUAAUAUAAGUGAGACUUUCAAUGGCUGGAUACUUAGUGCUAGGGGAAAACACUUGACACACUAUUUGGAAGAAAUAAGAACAACCCUUAUGAUGAGGCAAAUGAAAAAGUUACAUGAUAUGGCAGUGGUUUCUGAUAGGCUUUGUCCUAUGAUCAACAAGAAACUUGAGAAAAUGAAGUUUCAGUCUAGGAACAUGAACACUAUACCUACACUUGGGGAUAAGUUUGAGGUAGAUGAUGAGGGUGAAAAAUAUGUUGUCAAUAUUCCUGUGAGGACAUGUACAUGCAGAGUAUGGGACCUUACUGGUAUACCUUGCACACAUGGUUUGGCUGUCAUUAAGUACUUGAAUGAUGAUGCAUCUGAUUUUGUGCAUGAGUAUUACACAGUUUCCAAGUAUUUGCAACCUUAUAAAUAUGCAUUGGAGCCACUGAAUGGUCCAUUGCAUUGGCCACAGUGUGAGGGUAGUGUGAUUAAGCCUCCAACAGUGAAGAACAUGCCUGGGAGGCCUAAGAAGAAUAGGAUUAGGGAUCCCCAUGAGGUUGAUCCCAAAAACCCUAAUAGGUUUAAAAGAAAAGGGCUAGUAAUGACUUGUGGUAACUGUGGUGAGCGUGGUCAUAACACAAGGAGCUGUAAAAAGGAGAAGGUCGAGAAGCCAACAAAAGAAAAAUGA